AUGAGGGCCAAUUUAAAGUGCGUCUUCCCUCCUUUUGGGCGUUUGCCCCCGUUCUGGCUGCGGGCUGACCAGACUGGCAGCAAGCAGCGAAGGCUGGCCAUUCACAGGACUUACCUCUGUGCCUUCACCUGUCAUCUAGCCUUGGGCAGGCAGCACACUUGUAUCCGGACUUUGCUGAGGUGGUGUGCAGACCUGCACCUUCUGUUUGGCAGUGAAAGAUGGAAACAGCGUCUUAACAGUGGGGCCAUCUUCCUGCCCUGCCCUCGGCUUCCUGUGCUUGUUAGUCUGAAUGAUUCCCACAAUCAGAUGGUGGUGCACUGGGCUGGAGAGAAAAGCAAUGUGAUCGUGGCCUUAGCCCGAGAUAGCCUGGCAUUGGCGAGACCCAAGAGCAGUGAUGUGUAUGUGUCAUAUGACUAUGGAAAAUCAUUCAAGAAAAUUUCAGAGAAAUUAAACUUUGGCGUGGGAAAUAGCAGUGAAGCUGUGAUUGCUCAGUUCUACCACAGUCCUGCAGACAACAAGCGGUACAUCUUUGCGGAUGCUUAUGCCCAGUACCUCUGGAUCACGUUUGACUUCUGCAGUACCAUCCAGGGCUUUUCCAUCCCAUUCCGGGCAGCUGAUCUCCUCCUACACAGUAAGGCCUCCAACCUCCUCCUGGGCUUCGACAGGUCUCACCCCAACAAGCAGCUGUGGAAGUCAGAUGACUUUGGCCAGACCUGGAUCAUGAUUCAGGAACAUGUGAAGUCCUUUUCUUGGGGAAUUGAUCCCUAUGACAAGCCAAAUACCAUCUACAUUGAACGGCAUGAACCCUCUGGCUACUCCACAGUUUUCCGAAGUACAGACUUCUUUCAGUCCCGUGAAAACCAGGAAGUGAUCCUGGAGGAAGUGAGAGACUUUCAGCUUCGGGACAAGUACAUGUUUGCUACAAAGGUGGUGCAUCUCUUGGGCAGUCAGCAGCAGUCUUCUGUCCAGCUCUGGGUCUCCUUUGGUCGGAAGCCAAUGCGAGCAGCACAGUUUGUCACAAGACAUCCUAUUAAUGAAUAUUACAUCGCAGAUGCCUCUGAGGACCAAGUAUUUGUGUGUGUCAGUCACAGUAACAACCGCACCAAUUUAUAUAUCUCAGAGGCGGAGGGGCUGAAAUUCUCCCUGUCCUUGGAGAAUGUGCUCUACUACAGUCCAGGAGGGGCUGGUAGUGACACCUUGGUGAGGUAUUUUGCAAAUGAACCAUUUGCUGACUUCCACCGAGUGGAAGGAUUACAAGGCGUCUACAUUGCUACUUUGAUUAAUGGUUCUAUGAAUGAGGAGAACAUGAGAUCGGUUAUCACCUUUGACAAAGGGGGAACUUGGGAAUUUCUUCAGGCUCCAGCCUUCACGGAAUAUGGAGAAAAAAUCAAUUGUGAGCUUUCCCAGGGCUGUUCCCUCCAUCUGGCCCAGCGCCUUAGUCAGCUGCUCAACCUUCAGCUCCGAAGAAUGCCCAUUCUAUCCAAGGAGUCGGCUCCAGGCCUCAUCAUUGCCACCGGCUCAGUGGGAAGGAACUUGGCCAGCAAGACAAACGUGUAUGUCUCCAGUAGUGCUGGAGCCAGGUGGCGAGAGGCACUUCCUGGACCUCACUACUACACAUGGGGAGACCAUGGCGGCAUCAUCAUGGCCAUUGCCCAGGGCAUGGAAACCAACGAGUUGAAAUACAGUACCAAUGAAGGGGAAACCUGGAAAACAUUCAUCUUCUCUGAGAAGCCAGUGUUUGUUUAUGGCCUCCUCACGGAGCCUGGGGAGAAGAGCACUGUCUUCACUAUCUUUGGUUCGAACAAAGAGAAUGUCCACAGCUGGCUGAUCCUCCAGGUCAAUGCCACAGAUGCCUUGGGGGUUCCCUGCACAGAGAAUGACUACAAGCUGUGGUCACCGUCUGAUGAGCGGGGAAAUGAGUGUCUGCUGGGACACAAGACUGUUUUCAAACGGAGGACCCCCCAUGCCACAUGCUUUAAUGGAGAGGACUUUGACAGGCCGGUGGUUGUGUCCAACUGCUCCUGCACUCGGGAAGACUAUGAAUGUGACUUCGGUUUCAAGAUGAGUGAAGAUUUGUCGUUAGAGGUUUGUGUUCCAGAUCCGGAAUUUUCUGGGAAGUCAUACUCCCCUCCUGUGCCUUGUCCUGUGGGUUCUACUUACAGGAGAACAAGAGGCUACCGGAAGAUUUCUGGGGACACUUGUAGUGGAGGAGAUGUUGAAGCACGACUGGAAGGAGAACUGGUCCCUUGUCCCCUGGCAG
This is a messenger RNA of Carlito syrichta (Philippine tarsier), 2260 nucleotides long. Its product is annotated as sortilin-related receptor-like. The annotation marks the transcript as partial. NCBI's taxonomy places the organism in Eukaryota, Metazoa, Chordata, Mammalia, Primates, Tarsiidae. Gene Ontology annotation, cellular component: Golgi apparatus; membrane. The record is from RefSeq and is a predicted model, not a curated record. Gene Ontology annotation, molecular function: protein binding. Gene Ontology annotation, biological process: post-Golgi vesicle-mediated transport; protein targeting to lysosome; protein retention in Golgi apparatus. The transcript has 17 exons.